Fraxinus pennsylvanica is the source of this 1929-nucleotide messenger RNA. The record is from the annotation of a GenBank genome assembly. NCBI's taxonomy places the organism in Eukaryota, Viridiplantae, Streptophyta, Magnoliopsida, Lamiales, Oleaceae.
AUGGAGGUCCUAGGAGAAAGGCCUCCGGCUAUUCAGCGAUGGCUUUUAUGCGUUAUGCUCUUUUUGUUCAUCACCUCUGUUCAUUCUUUCUACCUUCCCGGGGUCGCUCCUCAGGAUUUUGUGAAGGGCGAUCUUCUGAAGGUGAAAGUAAACAAACUGACCUCUACUAGAACUCAACUUCCUUACUCCUACUAUUCCCUUCCUUACUGUAAGCCAGAAAAAAUUGUUGACAGCGCAGAGAAUCUUGGGGAAGUUCUUCGUGGUGAUCGUAUUGAGAACUCUCCCUAUGUGUUCAAAAUGCGAGAACCGCAAAUGUGCAAUGUUGUUUGCCAUAUCACCCUUGAUGCCAAACUUGCAAAGGAAUUCAAGGAGAAGAUAGAUGACGAAUACCGGGUGAACAUGAUUUUAGAUAAUCUCCCUCUAGUUGUGCCUUAUAAAAGACCUGAUAUCGAUUCCUUGGUGUAUCAACAUGGUGUGCCUGUUGGUCUGAAAUCACACUUUGGUGAAAGUAAGGAGGAGAAGUAUUUUAUCUACAACCAUCUGACAUUUACUGUGAAGUUUCAUAAAGACGAAGAGACCAAUGCUGCCAGAAUUGUGGGAUUUGAAGUCAAACCAUUCAGUGCUAAGCAUGAAUAUGAGGGUAAAUGGGAUGGAAAAAAACGGUUAACAACCUGUGAUCCUCAUGCAAAACGCACUAUAACCAGCUCUGAUUCUCCUCAGGAGGUUGAAGAUAAGGAGGAGAUAAUCUUCACUUACGAUGUUGACUUUAAGGAGAGCGAAGUCAAAUGGGCAUCUAGAUGGGAUACUUAUCUUUUGAUGGCUGAUGAUCAAAUUCAUUGGUUCUCAAUUGUAAAUUCUUUGAUGAUUGUUCUUUUCCUCUCGGGUAUGGUGGCCAUGAUUAUGCUGCGUACCCUCUACCGUGACAUCUCUAAGUACAACCAGUUAGAAACUCAGGAAGAAGCUCAAGAAGAAACUGGAUGGAAAUUAGUUCAUGGAGAUGUUUUCAGGCCUCCAACAAACUCUGAUCUACUCUGUGUUUAUGUUGGGACUGGUGUUCAGUUCUUUGGGAUGAUACUAGUUACCAUGAUCUUUGCUGCACUUGGAUUCUUAUCUCCGUCUAACCGAGGAGGGUUGAUGACAGCUAUGCUUCUUCUCUGGGCAUUUAUGGGCCUGUUUGCUGGAUAUGCUGCAGCUCGUCUUUACAAGAUGUUCAAAGGAACAGAGUGGAAGAAAAUAACUCUUCGAACCGCUUUCACCUUCCCUGGAAUUGUCUUUGCCAUUUUCUUCGUAUUGAAUGCUCUAAUUUGGGGCGAGAAAUCAUCAGGGGCUGUGCCAUUUGGAACCAUGUUUGCAUUAGUGUUCUUGUGGUUUGGCAUUUCGGUUCCUCUUGUUUUUGUAGGUAGUUAUGUAGGGUUUAGGAAGCCAGCUAUUGAGGAUCCAGUGAAAACCAACAAGAUUCCAAGGCAAAUUCCUGAGCAGGCCUGGUACAUGAACCCGGUUUUCUCUAUCCUAAUUGGAGGCAUACUCCCAUUUGGGGCAGUAUUUAUCGAGCUGUUUUUCAUUCUAACAUCAAUCUGGUUGCAUCAGUUCUAUUACAUUUUUGGGUUCCUUCUCCUCGUGCUCGUAAUCCUAAUCAUCACCUGUGCUGAGAUUACAGUUGUGCUUUGCUAUUUCCAGCUGUGCAGUGAGGACUAUCUCUGGUGGUGGAGAUCAUACCUGACAUCAGGGUCAUCAGCACUCUACCUCUUCCUUUAUGCGGCUUUCUACUUCUUCACAAAGCUUGACAUCACAAAACCAGUAUCUGGUGUUCUCUACUUUGGGUACAUGCUGAUCGCUUCAUACUCUUUCUUUGUGCUGACUGGUACAAUCGGUUUCUAUGCUUGUUUCUGGUUCACUAGGCUCAUCUACUCCUCGGUGAAGAUCGACUAA